CCGGCGACGCGGCCCGGCUGCCGCCGGCUUUCAGACUGGCCGGUACUGAGGGGGCCGCGGGGCCUGCCGGGAGGGCGGGCACGGCAGGAGUGAGGCAGUGUCAAAUGUCACUGCGAGCAACACAGGACAUCCUGAGAGCUUUCGCUGCCGCUCCAUAGGCUCUGCACCGUCAAGGGGAGAUGAAGGCAAACACCAGAGGAGGUUCCAGUGCAGUGAAACCCCACGGUCCCCAGGGAGCGGCAGCUAUUCUCUCAGCAUAUUGAAGAUAUUACUCAACUCUUUUCUGGAUUUCAUUGAUGCCGCUAAGAAGUCAGCUUUCAGUCUGAAGGUCAUGGUUUUAAAGGCGGAAGACAGCAAGAGCUCAAGUGCCACCAUUCCCUCCAACGUCCCCUCCAACAUUGCCUCCAGCAUUCCCUCGUGCAGGUCCCUGUCAUCCGCCGAGGACGGCCCCAGCGGCCAUUGCAGUCUCCCAACUGGGGAGCUGGCCCGGAACUUACAGGACAGUGUCAGGCACCGCAUCCUCUACCUCUCCGAGCAGCUGAGAGUGGAGAAGGCCAGCCGGGAUGAAAACACCAUGGGCUACCUCAAGCUGGUGUCCAAAGCCGACCGGCACCAGGCCCCCCACAUCCGGCAGGCCUUCGAGAGGGUGAACCAGCGCGCCUCUGCCACCAUUGCCCAGAUCGAGCGAAGGCUCCGCCAUUGCCACCAGCAGCUGCAGGAGCUGCAGGAAGGCCGCAGGCCCAGGGGCUUUGCGCUGAAGGCAAAGAGCAGCCUGGACGAGUGCAAGCAGCCCAGCGAGAAGACCCCGUUUUCUGAGCCUCCCAAGCCGAGCAGGCCAGACGGCCUGUCCACCAAGCUGUCUGACGUUGUCAGACACGUGCCCCUGGAGAGUCACUUCCGAGCCUCGCAGCCAGGGAAGCCCUCCGAGACAAAGUGUGUGGCCCAGCGGCGCAACUUGUUGUUGCAGAAGAUGAAGGAAGACCUGAAGGCAGCCAGGGAGCUCCACCUCAGCCUCCAGGUGUCCUAUCAGAGCCUGAAGGAGAAGCAUGGGACGGACCUGCAGGCGUCUCUAGUGUCCCUUCGGGAAGAGAAAUGCAGACAAGCGCUGCUGGAGGAGCAGGCGGACCAGCACCUGCAGGGACGCCUGGAUGAGAUCUACCGCCUCAGGCAGAGCCUGGCGAGCGCAGAGGAGAAAAUGGCCUAUCUGUCCUACGAGAGAGCCAAGGAGAUAUGGGAGGUCAUGGAGACUUUCAAGAACCGCAUAUCUAAGCUUGAAACGCUACAACGAGCCACACAAGUGGAGCUGAUGGAGGGCUCCAGGACCCGCCCCCAGACGUUUGUGUCCCGAUGGGCGAGCCUGCUCCUCACGCUGGCCGCCGUCUUCCUGGUCUUCGUCUCCACUGUGUGCGCCUGUCCCCUGCCACUGGUGACCUCUCGCCUGCGCACGUGCACCACACUCAUGCUCAUCGGUCUUGGGGCCCUGGCCUGGCAGAAGCGGCACGUCCUCCCUGCCGCAGACUGGCAGGCCUGGGUCCCCUCCCGAUGGAGACUGUCUUCCAAGGACUCCAAGCCUCUAUCAGACGGGACUUAAAGUCUGGGUUCGCUGGCUCGUACCGCCUUCUGGGUGUCAAGGGCGUCCAGCCAGCCCAACCCAGAGAGCCACUUCUCAGCUGCCCCUUUCUGAUUCCAUCACCACUCGCCCGCCUUGCCCUUCUCUUCCUCGUGACCCUUCAAUACCAUCUGCAGACACAAGUCUUGAAAAUAUUAAAGUGUCUGAGGCUGAUCUGGGAACUGGGGAUCUGCAGUUCUGUCCCCCUCAUGACCUCUUGUGACCCAGUGACCAGACCCUCAGAGGCUCCGGUGUCCCCAGGCUGCAGUGGUGGCCU
This is a messenger RNA of Mustela erminea (ermine), 1886 nucleotides long. It is a transcript of the gene TEX28, whose product is annotated as testis expressed 28. The transcript has 6 exons. The record is from RefSeq and is a predicted model, not a curated record. Lineage: Eukaryota; Metazoa; Chordata; Mammalia; Carnivora; Mustelidae. Gene Ontology annotation, cellular component: endomembrane system. The coding region runs from base 332 to 1591 and encodes 419 amino acids.